AUGUCGGAACUGUUUUCAACCAAUCGAUUGGCUCACGAAACAGGCCUCAGAGCCGCCUUGUGUUACUUAGACGCUUUAGGAGGUCACAGCGGAUUACAACCUGCAAUUGAGCAUCUACUCUCUCACCCUCGUGUUUUUGCAUACAUCGUCUCUGUUUGGGAUCGCUCUGCAGAAAUGGUGUCACAAAUAGUGGAUGACUUUCCCACAGAUGCUCAAGAGUACCGGUCGUCCCUUGCAUGCAAGAUGCUGGACAAUGUGUCCGUUUACGCUCUCGCCCUGCCAAUCGAGUCUUUGUCAAGGGAAGUUGCGAAGGAUAUCGGUCGCUACCGGGCCUUCGUUGAGGGCGCACACCCCGUGCUUUGUGCAUUGAGCGCUAUGAAAUUCGCUGAUGUACAGUCGCUUACGAGCGCCGAAUCUGACGAUAGAGUUGUCAAAACGUCUCAAGUCAUGCGCAAGCGUGAUUGCCAGAAUGCUCGUGUAACUAUCGAUGCAUCACUCUUCAUCAAACUUGGCAUGACUGUGCCUCCCACGAGUGGGGCGGCCACAUCAUUGUCCUUCGACAUACUUGAAGAACUGAAGAAAAUCCUCUCGUUUUACCUCUCGCUUCUGCGGAGGACGGAAUUAGUGGGCGACAUCAAAGCCUUGCUCUUCCCAAAUGUGGAAGAGUCUGCCAAAGAUGUUGCGCCUGAAGUUUCGUUCCCCGAAGACGCCGAGAGCCCAACAGAAGAAAGUGCGUAUCCAAUGGUACAGCCCAUGAAGGCUGCUCUCUUCUUCGACAAUGCGGACGGGUUCGGCGAGUGGCAAAUCCUCAUAUCCACUGAGGCAUAUAAACAUCUACGCGAACAUCGCCGAGCGGACCAAAAAAUAUUCAAGAUUAUCUACAAGAAGAUCAAACAUCUCUCGCAUGGUCAAUUCUCAACUGACAAUUACAAGAGACUCAAUGGGCCGGAUGCAGGCAUUCCUGUCUUCGAAGCCAAGAUGACCAAAGACUUACGACUGGUGUACCAGAUCGAUUGCGUCCCUGAACAGGGUGGGGAGUCUGAGAGACAAGUCAUCAAAGUAUAUGGGAUAUACAGACACUCUGAGCUCGGCAGAAUAUGGAAUGCCUUGGGGAACCAUCUCGCACGCAGGGGUGCGGAAUAUCGCAGACGAUGCAUAUUUCGUACCAAACCUACUAACGAUGUUAUCCUGCCGGCCUCAUUCCCGCCGACGGAACCCCAACCAGAAAUUCCGGCAAGCCCACUGGAUCUUGGUGCUGAGGACAUGGAGCACGUUGAGUCUUCACUCUUUGCUUGUCCUGGAGAAAUAUGUCACAUUCUCGCAAGCAUUUUUGCACAGUCUCAUCGCAAACCACGAUGUACACCACGUCUUCAUGCUCUCGUUGUCGAAUGCGCUACGUCAUGCUAUGUGUUAGGUCGCAGUGGCACAGGAAAAACGACGACAAUGCUGUUCAAGAUUCUUUGGAUUCAGCGAGCCUGGGAACUGGGUGCCAAUAACAUGCCCAAGCCACGUCAAAUCUUUGUCACCAAAUCUAGAAUGCUGGCGACAAAAGUAGAAGAAUACUUCAAACAGCUUCUCGAGUCCCUGUCAAUGUCAGGCUAUACGCUGCCCGAAAUUGCGAAACUUAAGGCACAAAGCAUGGAGGACGAUCUUAUUGAUCCUGACGAUGCUCCCGAGUCGCAGAUGAAUGUACCAGCGAGAUACAGCGAACUUGAGGACAAACACUUUCCUUUAUUCGUGACUUUUGACCGACUAGCAAGGAUGAUCGCAGCUGAUAUCUUCAACAUGGACGAUCCAGAGACGAGGCAUAGCGCUGAGCUGUUCUUCGACACUAAUGAUGCAGAAGCGCAUGACUCGUUUGUCACCUAUGAUGUAUUCGAAAAGCAAUAUUGGCCGCAUUUUCCGCAGGGUCUGACCAAGAACCUUGGUAAUACUGCUUCCUUUCUAUCAGAUGAUGCACUCACGCGUCCUACCAGAUCCAUGUUCCUGAGCUUCCUCGUAGGUAUCAUCAAAGGUUCCGAGCAGGCGUUGAAUUUUCCGGAUGGAUUCCUCGACCGUCCAAGUUACCUUUGUCUUCCCUGGCGUUCCAAUCCAGUCUUUGCAUACCAGAGACACACUCUCUAUGAUAUAUUCGAGAUCUACAUGAAAUUCAAGAAGCAGAAACGCCACUUUGACGUAGCGGAUCGUACGCAUGCGAUACUCAAGGCCUUGCGAAAUCAAAAAUUUCCUGGUCAACAGGUUGAUCAUAUGUAUGUCGAUGAGGCGCAAGACAAUCUUCUAAUCGAUGCGCUGGUUUUGAGGCGACUGUGUAGGCAUUCAAAUGGUCUUUUCUGGGCUGGUGAUACUGCGCAAACGAUCUCUGCUGGAAGUUCCUUCAGAUUCAACGAUCUGAAAGCAUUUAUCUAUCGUAUGGAGCGCAACAGUAGCUCGGUAACCCCCACUGGAGCUCCUGUGCAUCAACCAACGAUGUUCCAGUUGGGUGUUAACUACAGAUCACACAAUGGCAUCGUGAACUGUGCUCACUCUGUCAUCGAGCUCAUCACGAAGUUUUGGCCAAACGCAAUUGAUCACCUUCAACCUGAGAAGGGGGCAGUUGAUGGAGUGAAGCCAGUAUUUUUCACGCACUUGGAUAAUGACGCUCACUUCAAACGGUUUUUGGUCGGGGAGAGUGCUAGUAAUUUAGGGCUUGGAGCCCGCCAGUGCAUACUUGUGCGGAACGAAGCAGCGGUCAAGGCUGUACAAGACAAAGUUCUGUUGUACAACUUUUUCGGAGAUUCCGCCGUAGAUGCCUCACGCUGGCGGGUAGUUCUCAACGGGGUGCAGGGUCAAGGAUAUGCGCCUGAUUUUUAUCGUGACGAGACUCGGUACGCUGCAAUAUGUAGUGAGGCAAGAAUUACCCGUGCAAAGAAGAACGUAUGGAUCCUUGAUACAUCUGACAAAUCUGAUGCUAUGCGCAUUUUCUGGGAGUCUCAAAAUCUGAUCCGCACCUGUGCCCGAAGCACAGAUGUUCCUCCUCUAGCUGCCUCUUCUACUCCGGAAGAGUGGGCAUUCACCGGGCGCUCGAUGUUCUUCCACCAGCACUACUCACAGGCUAUCCAUUGCUUCGAGCGUGCUAACCUGCAUCGCGAAGUGAAGGUUUGCAAAGCUUAUCUACUACGGAGGGCAGCGCGUUCCACUGUAGGAGUGGCCUUGCUUAAUGUUCAACAAAGGGCUUUUACUGCGGCAGCAGAUGCCUUUGUUGAAUGUGCUGCAGCUGCUACGGGCAACGAGAGACGUCAAUAUUACCGCACCUCGGCGUAUUGCUACAUCCGAGGAGGACAAGACCUCAAAGCUGCUGAUAGCUAUCUCAAGGCUGAAGAGUUUGAGUUAGCUGCAAAGAGCUAUCGCAAGGCUGGAUCAUUUGACAGGACGCUGCAUGUCCUUACUGAGCACCGCGCCGUGAUCCCUGAGAAGACUGCAACAGAGUUGUGGAUGGUGUGUCGGCUUCAUUACUGCAGCAGAAGCAACGAUCAAGCCCCUGUGCCACUAUUCUCUUCUUCGUUUGAUGAGGAACUCGAGUUUUUGGAAGAAUACGACUUGGACUGUGCCCGUGCUUCCCUUCUGGAGUCUCACUCGAUGUACUAUGAGGUCGCGGAGAUACACCUAUCAGAGAACCGCCUCAUUGAAGCAGUACAAGCGUUCCUCAAGGACAACAGACACAUUGAUUCAGCUGCUCGUGCCGCUGACACUCUUUUGGAAUUCAUGUGGCGCAAAUGUUCAUUCGGGAUCACCCCAAAAGCCGCCACUGUUGACGACUCAGUCCGGCAAGCUAUGACCCUCGCUGAUCAGCUGCAAAUGAAGAAACUGGAGCCCAUAACUUGUCAUUUGAUUUUGAUGUUUCAGGGCAUCUUGCGAGAAGAUCAUGAGUCGUUGAAGAAACUUGCCCUUACCUUCCAGGAACACGAUCACCACACUGCCGCUCUCCUUUGUCUGGAUCACUUUUUCACUCGAUUGACAGACAUUCGUCCUUUCCAACUGCAUGAAAUGACAAGCUUUCUUGAAACAUUUCAUACCUAUGCGCGACUACUGUAUCAAACUUCGACCAUGCAUGACCCCUUAGGGCGCCGCGAAUGCGAUGUACAAAGACUAUUAUCAAUUGUACCGCUAUCGGGCGACGAGUUUCUCAUACCGAGUGGAACGUUCCUGCACGACAACGUAACAAAAACUCCUCGGAACCACCGUCUGGUCUCGAUGCAUCAAUCCGGAUAUAAGGUCUCUCGUAGAAACGCGACAGAAUUGAUCCAUCUGUCCAUUCGAACUGUCUUGAAGGACAAGGUUUUAGAACUCGAUAAAAUGUGUUGCGAUGCUCCAGUCUUUUUGCAAUGCUUGCCAUUUAUUGUCUCCGGGACGUGUCAAAGACAGCAAUGCCCCCAGAACCACGUUGCGAUAUCGAAUAUGGACCACGUGCAGUAUAACGCCCACGUUGCAAUCCACAUACAGCUUAUUCUUAUCUUGCAACUCUUGUACUCCGCGCAUCCUAGUACGAAACAAUGGGAAAGCAUGAGAGACUGGCUCGAACACCUUUACGAGGCGCUGGCUCCUCCUUUGUUCAUUCAAGGUUCCUUUGCGGACCUCGACCUGACCCUCAUUCCACAUGGUUUAGUUGGUUUGAGAGUGGUGAAGAACUGGAUUCGCGAAUCUUUCUAUAGAUUGAACCCAUCCAAGAGCCCCCAAUUUCUGACGACCUUAAUGAGAAUCACCAGUCUUGGUUUCGCUUUCGACCGGAAUGAUGCUCCCACCUACAUUGCUCAGGCAACGCGUGUCGCCAAAAAUACAUUUACCGAGCUCCUCCGACAGCUAGAUAAUCGCUACCUGGUGGUGGACAUGUUCAAUUCUUACCAAGGAGCUACUCCCAGCAGUAUAUCAUCGGGAAUUCUGUUUCUACGGCAUGUCCUCGACAACGGUUUACGUAUCAAUCUAUCCGUUCUAUGCGACUGCAUUGAGGAUAUCCUUUCCUCUUUCGUUAUAAAUCACAGAAUGGAUCCCAUCCUGGACGAACUUCCACUGCAUGGUGCUGUUCUUCCAUCCCACUGGUUGAUCUUCCCCCAUAAGUUUUCUGUGAAAAAAGACGUCGAACCGGAGUCAAUAAGCUUGCUCUUGGGUGCGAUAGGGAAUCUAAUACGGAGAUUGCGCGUAGGUGGUGUUAUGGGUUCUUUGUGGCUUGCCCAUAUUACCAAUAUCACACCGUUACUUCGCAAUAUUUUCAUCUUCCGGCUCUGCAGAACACUCUGCCUUGUCGCUCACAACACACGAUACCCUAUGAUCAAGCGCAAAGUGAAUACGAUCGUGCUUCAUCUGCACGCAAGCAAUGAACCUCAGCGCCCUGCAUACUAUCAAAAACUCGUGAACGACGUUGUUGAGCAUAUGGCGCUUUUGCCCGGCAGAGGAAUGCCUCGCUUGGAUGGCUACCUGCGAGCUGUUCUCGAUUUCGAUACCAACAAGGGUUCGAGCGGUCUUGUCAAACUUGUUCACAAGACGAGGCAAUCUACUCAAACUUCGUUGGUGCGACAACUGUUUUACGAAAAGGCUAGCGACAUUCCCUAUCUUCUUUCUUCACAUAUGGUUGCUGCACAGUCUAUGCUGAGGGCGGAGGCAGCUGCCUUCGUGCCUCACAUACAGCGUCCCAAAGAUGGUGUAGAGAUUCGUCCGGCCCAGAAGGAGAACUUAAAUCCGGUGCCCCAGGAGGCGGAUAGAGAGGAAGUAAAGGAGAAAGAAGUUUCAGUGAUUGUUGAUUCUGAGGCCACUGAUGACAUGGAAGAUAUGGAUGAGACAGUCACAUCCCUCACAUCCCUUGACCCUGUGCCAGACGAGUCCCUUCGCUCCAACGGGCCAUCGGAAGAGCAAGUCUUGGCAGCUCGCAUGAUUCAGUAUGUAUAUCGCUAUCAUGUUUGGCGACGUUCAGGCUCUGCUGUAGAUGCAGGACUCCGUGCGAUAUUCACGACAUGCCUCAAGGAGACGCGGUCCUCUAAAUGGCGUCCAAGUUAUUACCGUCUUCUUUUCCUCGGACCAUUGCCCCACCUUCUGGCGUGCCUGGAACAAGGCAUUGCGCUAACUCACGCUGCCAAAAUAAAGACGAAAGACCUUUUCAAAACCGAGUCUCAUGAGAAGCUUGAGGAGUUGGGCAGGCAGAGAAGCGAGAUCACAUUGCUCCUCAAAAAAGGCAUGCAAUUGCGCAGUAAGCUAGAGCCUUCCUCACCAGAUCAUCGUACCCGGGACAUCGACGCUCUCAAACGCACGGUUUUAGAGGUCGGGGAAUUCAUUCAGAAAGUUCCUGGCAGCACGACGGACAUGCACGCUAAGUUCCAGAUGGCUUAUAAGGGAAUCAUUGCAGAGAAGAAAUUAUUUCACGUGCGAAACAAGAGACCUGUUCUCAACGUCGAGGACCUAGAUCCCAUUGUUUGA
Molecule: messenger RNA, 6441 nt
Organism: Suillus plorans
Lineage: Eukaryota; Fungi; Basidiomycota; Agaricomycetes; Boletales; Suillaceae
Exons: 33
Coding region: 1-6441 (2146 amino acids)
Molecular function (GO): ATP binding
Source: RefSeq, a predicted model, not a curated record